AUGAUGAACAAGGACACCGCCGCUGCAGCUACUGUUGCCGCCGAAGCGAACAAGACAGUUGCCGAGGGGAUCGUUGCAAGCAAGAUCGCCAGGAAAGCACUUGGGAUAAUACAGGAGGAGACUACUCCAGUAAGAGAGAAUUCUCCUGAUAAAGCUACUAUCCACGAAUCCGCGAAACGAGACCAGGGGUCUUUAAACAACACUUACUGUGACGAGGAUACUCAGAAGUAA
This is a messenger RNA of Sphaeroforma arctica JP610, 231 nucleotides long. RefSeq lists its product as hypothetical. The record is from RefSeq and is a predicted model, not a curated record. NCBI's taxonomy places the organism in Eukaryota, Ichthyosporea, Ichthyophonida. Bases 1 to 231 code for a protein of 76 amino acids. The transcript has a single exon.